AUGUCAUCAUCAUUGCCAACAACUCCUAUUGGAAAGCAACAGCUGAUUGACAUGAGAGCUGGAGCAAUUCUUCGAGGCCAUGCCAGGAAAUCAGAACGCUAUUUGGGAUGUCCGGUACGACUGUUACUGACAUUUAUAGUGCUCAUCAAAUCUUCAUUGAUUUGCGCAUGGCUUGUUCGAGAGUACUACUUCUUUGACUUCGGCUGUUCUGUUCUUCCACAAUCCUUUGGUGAUGAACUGCUUAAUCGACGAUCACUGGAAGUUUUACGGAUACCGGUCUACCCUUCAGAUUCACCACCUGUUAACUAUCUAGACCAAGAGCAUGUCGAUCGAUUAAAGAGGGAAGUGCAACCCUUCAGAAGUGAUCCUCGUAUGAAAUCAAAAAGAGGAAGGAAGAAGUCGAACACUGGAGAUGCAGAGGGUAUCGCCACCACGGUAGUCUCCAUGACCAACACACAACUGCUACCAGCUCAAGGCGACACAUUGCGUAUGAAGACAAUACGGAAUCGAAUUGAGCCGAUGAGCGAUGUAUCUGCUGACGAAGAUACGAUAGAAAUCGAUAUCGAUGCGCCUCCGCGAGUUUACAUAUCAAAAAUCAGGCGUCGCGGACAAGAAGAAGAAGAGCCGGAGCAUAGUGUCGUCGAAGUAACCACCGAAAAGCCAAAGAAGAAGAAAGGCAAAGGCAGAAAGAAAAAGAAAAAGAAGCUUGAGCAGCUGUCUUCCACCUCUGCGCCGACCACAGUGUCAACGACGAAGAAGCGAAAAGGCCAUAGGAAGAAACAUAAGGAUAAAAAUGCUAUAGGUACCGAACAAACAAAAAGCCCCCGGCAUUUAUUUUCUCCUCCGGGUGUUCCUCACUUCACUACCCCUCGUCCUCACCAAAGCAGUUUUUUGCAUGGGGUCAUCGAUCCAAAAGAUCCGCAAUUUUCUAACAGAGGACAAAUUCGUGGUUAUCCUAUGCAUAUCGCUUCUAGGAAACCAACCCCAUCAACGAGGCUUUCCGAGGAAACUCGUCUUAUGUGGGAAAUGGACGAGCUCAACUACACUACUUAUGCAUCUGCUCCUAAGACUACGGUGGUGACGGAAGUGAAGGAGAAGGAGAACGUUCCUACCGUAAUCCAGCAUGAACUACCUACUACAGAAAAACCGACUACUGUAGCACCACCUCUGAAGAGCUUCUACGCCACCCACACCUUCUCCACCUGGAAAAUGACAGAAAGCCCUCCAACUUCCACUACUCCAGCACCCAUUAGCCGUGUUCUGUGGAUUGCCAGAGAAGAGGAAGUGGAAGCAGCGGACUAUGUGGAAGCGCAUACCCCUAGGCAAGAGAUUCAAAGGGAGAAAAGCACCUUAGAGCAACUACAUGAAGAACUGCUAACAACACCUCCUUUGAGACCUGACAUGGCAUCUACAACGCCGAAAGCAAGACCGAUAAAGCAUGGAUUCGAUCGCAGUCUUGAUAAGGCCAUUGACGAAGGACUUCUCAGUUAUCCAGAUCGAGACUAUGCACCCAACACUAGGCAGAAAGAUUAUGAAGACGAUAGCAGUUUCCAGCUGCAGCUGUCCACUUUCUCGUCAUCAGCGGCCUGUAUAGCCAGAACAAUGUUCGACUUAUGGUGUGUCUGUCAGCUAAUGACACUUUUUCCAUACUUCAUCGGAGUGUGCGUAGCUCAUCGCAGUCUCUUUGUGUCACACCUGGUUCUGGACAUCUUACUCCUUGUCAUCGGCUUCGUCUAUACAGUGACCAUGAUCGUAUUCUCCAUUGUACUUUAUGUGCUGGUUGGAGAAAUGCCGAAAGAAACUUUGUUUCAAUGGAUGUUAUUUGCUCUAGUGCUUGAUGCGAUUCUGUUACUCUACGCGUGCCUUGUUGUGAUUUCGCUUCGUUGUUGCGAACGAAUCGUUCAAAGUCGACUCUCCUUGAAAGCUGAGAUGCCAAGAAUUUCAGAUGAAGCACAACCUGUAUAA
Cylicocyclus nassatus is the source of this 1965-nucleotide messenger RNA. Lineage: Eukaryota; Metazoa; Nematoda; Chromadorea; Rhabditida; Strongylidae. The record is from the annotation of a GenBank genome assembly.